Molecule: messenger RNA, 2659 nt
Organism: Camellia sinensis
Lineage: Eukaryota; Viridiplantae; Streptophyta; Magnoliopsida; Ericales; Theaceae
Source: RefSeq, a predicted model, not a curated record
CCUGUAAUUACUGACUUGCUACUAGUUGCGUGCGCAAAGGCCAAACGAAAAGUAGAUCGUUUGGAAAAGUAUUUCUGAUGAUUCCUUGUGUUUAUGGAGAAAAAUAGACCAGACUGACUAGUCAACAGUUCCACCAACAAUUCAAUUCAUGGAAAAACCUUGUGUUGAUCCUUGGUUCCACGUUGUCAAUUCCUUCAACUGUUCAAAACGAAGAAACCAUAAAAGGCUGGUGAUGGGUUUGCAUUGCAUGCACUCCAAAUGUUCGAUAAUUUGCUUCUGUAAAAAAAUCUUUGCACCCAGACGAAAACCCAGCAUUUAUUCUGUCCCAUUUCCAACUUUUGUUUCUCUAAUCUGUGUUUAUGUUUGAAAAAUGAAUACCUAUUUCUUCCCAAGCUCUUGUGCUUUCCUCAUGAUCGUAAUUUUAAGCCAAAUCCCAACAUUUUUAUGCACCGAUAACAAUGAAUACACAAACUGCACUCAGGAGUUUCAAUGUGCAAACUUUCCUAACAUCAGUUAUCCUUUCUGGGGAGGGAACAGGCCAGACUACUGUGGCCACCCGAAUUUCGGGCUAGAUUGUCAAGGUGAUGCCCUGCGGAUCACAAUCCAGAGUGCAUACCGAGUCCUUGCAAUUGAUACCACAACAAGGACUCUGACAGUUGUUAGAGAGGAAUUCUGGAACAAUACUUGCCCGACGCAGUUCCAAAACACCACCUUGGAUACCGCCCAUUUCACCUAUUUAUCUGAUUCCAGAAUUUUGGCUAGUCAAACAGCUAUUCCUGGUCAGCUCAAUUGCAGCGCAGAUGGCAUGAACAACACAAUAAGUUUUGCGACAACCAGUGUCACAUCUUCCACGAACAUCAACAUUUCAACAUGCCAGACUAAUGUCAUUGUUCCAGUCAAUCAAAUAGAAGCUGUGGCUUUUGCAAUCAAUUCAAUAAAUGUAAGACAAGUUAUUGGCAGUGGUGUUGGGUUGAAGUGGGAUGCAAAUAAUACUCUGUGUGACCAAUGUGUUCAAUCGAAUGGAACAUGUGGGUCCAACUCGAGUAGUUCUGGUUCAUUUCUUUGCUAUUGCCCAGAUCAUCGAUCUCAUAAAAUUUCCUGCAACACGAGUCAAAGCCAAACCGAAUCAACCUCUCGUUUUCAUUUGGGAAGCAAAUUAAGAUUAAGAUUAACCAUAGCAUUCACAAUAACAUGCUUAAUCACAAUAAUCUUCUGCCUUAAAAGACGGUUUGCAUCAUCGGCUAAUGUGGUGGCAUUCUGGAAGAAGGAAAGUGCAGAUGAUCAAAAUGUUGAAGCAUUUAUAAGGAAUCACAGAUCUCUUGCUCCGAAGCGAUACAGGUAUUCAGAUAUUAAUAAAAUAACCAACUCAUUCAAAGAUAAACUAGGUCAGGGAGGGUAUGGUUCUGUAUACAAAGGAAAGCUAUCUGAUGGCCGUCUUGUGGCAGUCAAGGUCCUCAGCCAGACUGAGGGAAAUGGACAAGAAUUUAUUAAUGAAGUUGCUAGCAUCAGUAGAACUUCUCAUGUCAAUAUAGUCAAUCUUUUGGGUUUUUGUUUUGAAGCAAAAAGAAGAGCUCUAAUUUAUGAAUUUAUGGCCAAAGGAUCGUUGGACAAGUUCAUUUGCAACGAUGAAUCUGCGAGUACAAACUGUCCCCUGGAAUGGAGUAUAUUGUACCAAAUUGCAUUAGGCAUUGCACGAGGGUUAGAGUACUUGCAUCGAGGUUGUAGCACGAGGAUUGUACAUUUCGAUAUAAAGCCUCACAAUAUUCUCCUUGAUGAAGACCUCCGGCCUAAAAUAUCAGAUUUUGGUCUUGCUAAACUAUGCCAAACAAAACAGAGUGUGAUAUCAAUGUUGGGUGCAAGAGGGACUGCUGGAUAUAUUGCUCCAGAAGUGUUUUCUAGAACCUUUGGCCAAGCCUCUCAUAAAUCCGAUGUCUAUAGCUAUGGAAUGAUGGUUCUUGAAAUGACUGGAGCAAGAGAUCAGAAAGUUGGAGUAGUCCAGACAAGUGAAAAAUACUUUCCACACUGGAUUUAUGAGCAUCUGGAACAUAAUAAGGAUCUGAGACUGCAUGACAUUGUCACUACCAAAGAGGAAGAAGAAACAGUGAGGAAGAUGAUCUUAGUGGGGUUGUGGUGCAUUCAGACCAGUCCAUCAGACCGCCCACCAAUGAGUAAGGUGGUAGAGAUGUUGGAAGGAAGCCUUCAAUCCUUGCAAAUUCCUCCAAAGCCUUACCUGUUUGCUCCUACAAGGGCUGACCCAUCAGCCCAAGACACUUCCCACUCAUUAGGGACAACAACUAUGGUGGAGGAAAUGUCAGAAGGAAGACUUCAAUCUAUGCAAAUUUCACCCCUCUCAUCUUUUCUACUGUGAGGUCUGGCUAGUUCGCUUGAGACUCUUCCAAGUCAUAGUCGUUACAGGCGACAACCGGGCUCCUUGGGCAACUGCUUGAGCACUUUCAGCUGCCAAAAUUGCCUAGGUGAUGCUCUCUUGAGGAAAACAAUCCAUCAGAUUGGCCAUCAACUAUUAAGGCGGUGGAUAUGUUGUCAAGAAGCCUCCAAACUUGGCAAAUUCCACCUAAGUGUUUCUUGUUUUCAUAUGCAAGGUCAGCGAAAGAUUCCUCCUAAUUAUUGUCAAUAACAAUGGAGGACAAAGAAGGGGAAG